CUCUCCAUUUUUCUGUGCUUAGCAGCAAUUCAGAGCCUCUGCCAUGGGGGACGACAGCCGCCUUUCUCGGCAGAUCGAGAGUGUGGAGAGGAGCGUGGUCUUCCUCAGACAGGAGCACCUCUCCCUGCUGCACGGCCUCCACCUGGAGAUCCUCUCCCUGCAGAAACGAUGCUCAGAGCUGACCAGUGAGCUGAAGGUGAUGCCUCCCGGCAGGAGCCAGAUCGACCUGCAGGUGGAGGAGGAGCUGCUGGAGGCGCGCUGUCGGGACGUGGAAAACCACCUGUCAGAGCAGGAGUGCACUUUAGGUGAGAUCCGCAAGGAGCUGAGCCACAAGGGGGCCUUGGUGGGGGCCCUGAGGGCCAACCUCAAGGAGAAGGAGCGCCACUUCCUGGAGGAGCUCAAGCGCCGCAGCCACUGCUCCACCGUCCUCAACACGGAGCUGCAGAAGCAGACGGAGGCGGCGGCGUACCUGUCCUUCCAGCUGCACGCCGCCAGGCAGAAGCUGCACCACCAGCGGAUGCAGCAGAGGCAGGGCCUCCUCGCCAGGGCCGGCGGCCAGGGGGCCCAGUACGGCGCCGAGCAGAACUGCCUGUCGGCCCAGACGCUGUCCGGAGCCUCGCCCUCCUCCCCCGUGGUCAAACCCAAGCGUAAGAGCAUCCGGGCGUCGUCCCGGGUGGAGCGCUCCAGGGAGUGUGUGCCUGUGGAGAAGGUGAUGGGCCCCGCGGAGCCCACGGCCAUGCCCGACCCCGCCCUCUUCCUCCACCCUCGCAGGCACAGAGCCCGUCCCAGGCACGCCGCCGCCCAGAGACAGCCUCCACCGGGCCUGCAGAGAGAGGCUGAGGAGGAGGAGGAGGAGGAGGAGGAGGAGGACAGACUGGUGACCUCUGCAGCAGCGCCCCCUGCUGCUCAGACCAAGGCAGACUGA
This is a messenger RNA of Salarias fasciatus (jewelled blenny), 925 nucleotides long. It is a transcript of the gene ccdc92ba, whose product is annotated as coiled-coil domain containing 92Ba. The coding region runs from base 44 to 925 and encodes 293 amino acids. The record is from RefSeq and is a predicted model, not a curated record. NCBI's taxonomy places the organism in Eukaryota, Metazoa, Chordata, Actinopteri, Blenniiformes, Blenniidae. The transcript is spliced from 4 exons.